AGAUCCAGGUUACUCCAAGCGGCAGCAGCUGGUGGAGAAAUGGAGAUGCAAUCCUAUUACGCCAAGCUCUUGGGGGAAUUGAAUGAACAGCGGCAGAGGGACUUUUUCUGUGACUGCAGCAUCAUUGUGGAAGGGCGGAUCUUCAAGGCCCACAGGAACAUCUUGUUUGCCAACAGCGGCUAUUUCCGAGCCCUGCUCAUUCACUACAUCCAGGAUAGCGGGCGGCACAGCACCGCCUCCUUGGACAUCGUCACCUCCGACGCCUUCUCCACCAUCUUAGACUUCCUCUAUUCUGGGAAGUUGGAUUUGUGUGGAGAGAACGUGAUUGAAGUUAUGUCGGCUGCCAGCUACCUGCAGAUGAAUGACGUGGUGAACUUCUGCAAGACAUACAUCAGAUCAUCCCUAGACAUCUGCGGAAAGAUGGAGAAGGAGGCCGCUGUGGCUGCAGCGGUGGCAGCAGCGGCAGCGGCAGCGGCAGCAGCGCCUCAUCGGGUGGACAGUGGAAGCCCCAGUUCAGGCAGGGAAGGGACCUCCUGUGAGACCAAGAGCUUGGUCUCUCCAGCCGAGGGGGAAGAGAGUGUGGAUCGGCCCAGAGAGUCCCACUGUGGUGACUGCAGAGGCUGCCACCCUCUGGCACUGGUGGGGAAAGACAGCCAGGGCAGUGGCUCAGUGGACAGUGACCGCCCCAUUCGACCCAAACAUAUGGAGCCCAAGGUGGAGUUCGAUGCCGAGGAAGUGGAGGUGGAGGUGGGUGGACAGCUGCAGCAGCGUACUGCCCCGCUGAGCCUGGCCCAUGGGGAGGAGGGUUUGCCCAGAGGCCAGGCGGUCGACUUGGCUUAUAGUAACUACCAUGUGAAGCAAUUCCUGGAGGCGCUCCUGCGCCACAGUGCUGUCCAGAGCAAAGAGGACGCGGACCAACACUUUUCUCGGAGUUUGGAGGGAAGACCAGGUGGUGCAGAAGUAGCAGCCAUGAGUUCCAUGAUGGAUGUGCAGACUGACUGGUAUGGAGAGGACUCAGGUGGUGUGCUGGUGGUGCCCAUCAAGCUGCACAAGUGUCCUUUCUGCCCCUACACUGCCAAACAGAAGGGCAUCCUUAAGCGUCACAUCCGCUCACACACAGGGGAGCGGCCCUACCCCUGUGAGACCUGCGGCAAGAGGUUCACCCGCCAGGAGCAUCUGCGGGGCCACGCGCUCAGCGUCCAUAGGUCCAACCGUCCAAUUAUCUGCAAGGGCUGCAGAAGAACCUUCACAAGUCACCUGUCGCAGGGGCUGCGGCGCUUCGGGCUGUGUGACAGCUGCACCUGUGUUACAGACACACAUGAUGAUGAUGACGAAUUGAUGCCCAUCAACCUUAGCCUGGUGGAGGCUUCGUCCGAGAGCCAAGAAAAGAGUGACACAGACAAUGACUGGCCAAUCUACGUGGAGUCUGGUGAGGAAAACGACCCCGGCGGAGAGGAUUCAGAUGAUAGACCCCAAAUUCAGCCCAGCUUAUCAGAUGGAGAGAUGCUUACGUAGCAAUAAAUUAGUGGCGAAGAGGGUUUAGAAUUUGUUCUUGCCAGUCCUGUGGUUGAAAGCCACCCUUUGUCCAAUUUUGUGGAACCCUGAGAAGAACAUUUUUUCACUGUUAUUUGCAUUUCUGUUAGACUACAUGGUGGAGGUUGGAUUCUGUGACUCAAAGGACUUUUUAGUGCCGCCCUUGAUUUCUGAAAGCUUUCUGAGUGAAUCAAGGUUGGCUCUGAGGCGUCCCGUUUUUCCUGCCAUGCAUCCAAACUCUGGUUUGAAGGAAGAUAACAAAAUCUCCAUACUUUUUUCAUAGUGUCUCAAUCUUUCUGCAUUCCUGUGUCGUCAUCCUCUUGCUCUGAAAAGGUGGGCAAGAAUAUAUUAAGUUUUGAGAUCAAUCUUACUUCUGCCAAGCCUCUUCUAAUGAAUUCCAUACUUUAAUUUUCUGGUGAAGUAUUAAGGAGAAAGUUUCCUUGAUAUAAGGCAGACACGGUCGUCUGGCUAUAUGACUGUAAAAAUUACUUUCUAAAUCUAAGAUUGCAGUGUUAAAGGCUGGGGGUGUUUAUGUGCAGACAAGCAUGGAAAUGAGCUGAAAGUUUCCUUAUGGCACUGUGACUUGCCCCGUUGAAUUAAAUGUUAAAUUAGCCCCGGGAAGGGAGCCUGAGAGCCCAGGUCUGGGUGGUUUCCCUGUCUGGCUUGGGAUUUAACAAUUCUGUGCACACAAAUAACCUGUUUUAUGAUCAUAAAACAAGGCAUUUGGGCAAAACUCAAAAUGCUCCUAUGCGUUUUCCAGCCAUUUCCAAGAAGCCACUACUGUGUAACCUGGAAAUGCAGCCGCCACUGACAUUCCUUUACUUCGUUUAUGAAUAGAACUUUAAUUGGAGGGAAAGGGUAAGCCAAUAUAAGCAAGUUAUAUGUCUAAAUUGUUUACCUUUUAAAAGAUCCUUUGGAGGGAAAGGGAAGGUUACUAGAAGAACAGGUUUUUAAAACGAGUCUGCUUUUCACCCACUUUGCAGCCAUGCAAUUAUUCUAACAAAAGAGACUGUACUUCUUUAAAAGUCGAAAGAGCAGGAAAUAUUAGGGAUUAAAGAUAUUUAAGGCACUUUCAUAAUUUUGUCUUAUGUUAAAGUAUCCAAAAUGAAUUUUCUUCCUUUAAUUUUACUAUAGUUGUAUUUCAAAAGACGGUAAAAAAAAAAAAAAAAAAAACCACUUUCCUUUCUGCCUCUUGAACAAAAAGAGAUAAUCAAAAAAUUGUAAAUUGGCUUGUAAAUAAAUGUUAGCAUUGAAGGGUUCAGAAGGUGUUUAAACUGUACUUCUCAAUAGAAGUUAGAACCCUAGGAUGGUGCUAGCCCCAGACAGCAGCUGAAUUCUUGGACCCCAGUCCACACAGUAGGACCACACAUUGGCCUGAAGUAGACUGGAAGUUUAAAAACCGGUCUAUUAACAGAGAUAGUUGGAAAAUUAUUGUUCUAGAUCAAGAAUUACACAUUGAAAAUUUUCAAGGACCAGAAACACUUCUUACCAGAAAUGAAAAUAUUAGCGUUGUUUUAAAAGCAGGACCUUAGCAAAAGGGAAACCUAAAAGGAGGUGUAGAAGAUAUACUUUGCAGGGAGUUAUGUUUGAUAUUUUCGUUCUCUCCGUUCAAAGCAUUUCUGAUGUUUUCAUAUGACUUUUCUACCUCACAGUUCAACGCUCUGCCUGCCUUCUCUGGCAGAGCAGUGAUCCUCUCUGGUGACCCCAUAACCUAUUCACAUCACUGGGUGCCAAAUAAAAAAUUUUACAUUAGAGAUUACACUCUAAGACAGUGAUUUUCAACUGGGGGUGAUUUUGCCCCCCAGAGUACAUAUAUCUGGCAGUGUCCGGAGACAUUGGCUGUUUGGAGUUUGCGUGUUGGCAUUGGGAAUAGCUGAAUUCGGUCACUGAAUUCUAUCACUUUUAAAGGAGAUAAUUCCUCUGUGUGGACUAUCAGAUAAUAAACUGUCCUCAGUUUUAAAUUUAUGUUCCCAUUUGGUGGUCAGUAUUUAUAAUCUGCACAGUGUCUUUGAGGUUUAAUUUGUGGAGUUGGUGAUAUUUUUAUAAGUAAAUUCACAAUUGGGCCCAACGCAGACCAUUAGUGAUUUAGUUUAUAUUUGGCAUCUUUCUGGCAUAUUCAGUCCAAGUUUGCAAAGGGAUUUUUUUUUCUAAUAUUACAUAUACUGCAUGGAUGGGAACAGGAUUUUUACUUGUAAUGGGAUUGAAAAGCGGCACCCUUGGGAAGUUGUUUCUUUUGGGAGAAGGAAACAGGCUUUCACAGGGGUUGGAAAGGAAUAUAAAUAAGGCCUGGAUCUGUAAUACCUUUAGAAAUGACAUAGAGCAUCAUGGCUUCUGGUCAUUUGGCAGAAAGAUGCCAGUCUGAUGUAAAUAUUUUGGUGGUCACUAUACUUUGAAUAUUCCUUAAGAAAGCUAUUGACCCAGUGGUCUGCAGAAUGUUGUGAAAUAGAGUAUCCUGGAGGUUCAGAAUAUUAUGAAGGGUUUUUUAAUUUUGUUGUUGUUGUUAAUUGAUGUUGUAAUAAACCCCACGUAGAGAAAGGCAACAGGCAGGGCUGCAUGCACUGAUUCUGAGGGCGGUGGGGAGACUGGAGUGGCCUUUGGUCACUUGAAUUCUUACUGUUUCAUCUGGACGUCUAGGUUUUUCUUGUGUGUCCUUUGUGCAUUGACAAUAGAAUUAUCUCUGUGAAGUGUAAUGUAAUAGGGUAGAGAGGGGCAAGGGGAUGGGGUGGGUGAGAAGUUCCUGUUACGCUCUGUUUUGAGCAUUACCACUGUACUUCCUGUCAUUGUUGGUCCUUUGUAACUUGCUUUGUGCUUUCAUGUGUUCGUGCUGUCUUUUAACCCCCAAAGGGGGGUGCUUUAUUCAGUUGCUUAUGAUAGGCAAUGUUUUCAUUGAUUUUUGCUCAAUAUUUCCACCAAAUAUUGCUGUGUUCCUCAAACGUUUCAUUAAAGCUAUGAAAAUUUGAAUUCUUUUCUUCAAAUAAUGCUUCUAUAGAGUUAAAUGAAAAGUUGUUUGGCAAGGGUAGUUUGGUUGGUUUCUAAUACGUCCUAGUUUUCAAAGGUGACACUAACUCACACCAUUGUGAUCAGAUGAUAUGGAAGCUUCAUAACUUGAGGAGGACAUUUAGCAUCUGUUCUGACCCUCCAGAUGGAUAAUUUUACUACUGCCGAUGCUUCAUUGACAGCUGUGGUUUGGGGAAACUAUUUUUAUAUCCAUCAUUUGAUAUUUUGGCCCUCUGUCAGUAGCAUAUUAAAAAUUAUUGGGGGUUAAGAUUGGGAUUAUGUGUUCAGAUGAAGAAGGUUUAGCAGUAACAAGCUUGGGGAUUUUAAGGGAAGGCAUCAAUUUGAGAUAUAUGUCUUGAUCACAUGUAAUGGAUAUGGAUUAUCUGUCAUGCAGACUGUGAAGGGUAUGAUUAGGAUUUUUUUGGAAGCAGAAGAAUAUGCCAGACAGUUUCACUUCUUUCUAUUAUCCAUAGUCUCUGAGGAGCUUCUCCUGCCACCAGAAAAAGCAAGCAAAUAGUAAUAUAGUGCCCUCCAGGGGUCUACUUAGGCACAAUCGAAUGUUUAGAAACAUUCAAACUCAUAAACUACCACAGCAGAUUCACUUAGAAGGACAUAGGAUGGGAAGCACGGGUCACCAGCAGGGCAGAGCCAGUCGUUGCUCCUCCAUCGGAGUCCCUGCAUCUGUCCCUGUGGUUCAGGUGCAAGGAGACAGACACACAUCAGGCAAGUAUGGAAGCUAUUCUGGCUUAAAAGCCUCUUGUCCCAUGGGGGCAAGUAUCUCUUAUAACAACUCCAUAGAAAUAACUUCCAGGGUCCCCACAAGAGACAUGUCUCUUCCAAGAGUCACUGUGGUUCAGGAAGCCCAGAGGUGUGGCUUCCUAUCAGGCAUUUGUAGUUCUCCCAGUCUGGAUACAGUUCACCAGUUCGGGGUCAUUUCUACCAUAUGUAAUGUUGCCUAGCAACAUGGUUGAUAUACUACUGUUUGUUAGGUUGCCAGGGGAACAGAGCUAGAAAGUUAACCCAAGGUUAAAUUCUCACACAGAAGGGGAAAAGGUUUUGUUAAUCCUUUACCAAACGGUAUGCUGAGCAAUUACAUAAGAGUUACUGCACCUAGUUCCUAUGAAAUAUAGCCAGAGGAAUUUCCUGUUAAAAUGUAGCCCACACCAACUCACUUUUCCUUGAAGAGUAUUCAUUCUUUGUGCUUAGCUACUCAUGAUUAAUACACUGCAAAUUUUGCUGAGGUAUGUGUAAGAGUUGGAUAAAUGGUCCCGUCAAAAUUAUCCCAUCAAAAUGUCUUGUAUCCUUUGGUGCUACUCAGAGUAGGCAGGUAUAGUAUAACAUACUAUAGGGACAUCAUUGAAUGGAAAUUUCUGGGGAUCCUAUCAAUCACACUUUGAUAGGAACCUAUGUCCACCUGGCAACCACCAAACACUAGGCUCUUGAUAAUGGUGCCUCUUAUUACUGUAUCAUGUGAUGCUACCCUUGCCUGCUUCUGUUGCUCCUGGAAGAGCAAUAAGUGAGGACAGCCAGUUAUUUAUUCAACGGUUAUUCAAUAAUUAUUUAUGGAGUCCUUAUUAUGUGUCAGGCACUGGACCCCUGAUGUACUGUCAAGGGUACAUCAAUGAACAAUUCCUGUCCUCGCAGAACUUGCACUGUGUAAUCAGGGGGGCCAACAAACAACACAGUUUGGGGUGUGACAAUAGGGGCAAGGACAGGGUGCCCUGAAAGUGCUUGGGUAGAGCAACCAGCCCAGUCUUAAAGCCUCAGAGAAGUCUUUCUUGUCUAAGCUACUGUUGUGGUGGUCCUUCCCAUCCAGUAAACUUCGUGCUUUGGGAUACAAUUUAUAAGCAACUUAAAUAGUUUCUGACAUUUCCUGCCUUUUCCAAACAUGGUGGCUUUGGACAUUAACAGUGUUUAAAUUACAUGCUUUAUUCAGGUAUAUAAAAAUAUUACAAAAAUUCAGAAUAUCCUAGUCGUUAGAAAAUAUGCAUCAGAUGCUGUGGGAUUUUUUUUGUGUGUGUGUGGUACGCGGACCUCUCACUGUUGUGGCCUCUCCCAUUGCAGAGCACAGGCUCCGGACGCGCAGGCCCAGCAGCCACGGCUCACCGGCCCAGCCGCUCCGCGGCAUGUGGGAUCCUCCCGGACCGGGGCACGAACCCAUGUCACAUGCAUCGGCAGGCGGACACUCAACCACUGCGCCACCAGGGAAGCCCAGAUGCUGUGGUUUUCUUAUUCAAGAAACAACAACAGGGACUUCCCUGGCGAUCCAGUGGUUGAGACUUCGCCUUCCAAUGCAAAGGGGUUCGGGUUCGAUAUGUGGUCGGGGAGCUAAGAUCGCACAUGCCUCACAUCCAAAAAAACCAAAACAUAAAAAAACCCCAUAAAACCCCCAAAAAACAGAAGCAAUAUUGUAACAAAUUCAAAAAAGACUUUAAAAAUGGUCCACAUAAAAAAAAAAAAGAAAAGAAA
Messenger RNA from Orcinus orca (killer whale), 6999 nucleotides. It is a transcript of the gene ZBTB8B, whose product is annotated as zinc finger and BTB domain containing 8B. The record is from RefSeq and is a predicted model, not a curated record. The transcript has 3 exons. Gene Ontology annotation, molecular function: DNA-binding transcription factor activity, RNA polymerase II-specific; protein binding; RNA polymerase II cis-regulatory region sequence-specific DNA binding. Lineage: Eukaryota; Metazoa; Chordata; Mammalia; Artiodactyla; Delphinidae. Gene Ontology annotation, biological process: regulation of transcription by RNA polymerase II. The coding region runs from base 40 to 1515 and encodes 491 amino acids.